AUGCUCAUCGCCUUCGUCGACGCCGCCAUCAUGGCCGUAUGGACCCCGCUCGUCGCAGCCAACGCUGCUACGAUGUACUAUGAUUGCUGCAAACCAAGCUCUUCGUGGCCUGGGAAGGCUAAUCCGGUUUAUAACCCGGUUGCCGUUUGUCUCGCCGAUGGCAAGACGGUUGUGACCGGUCCUCGGCUCAACGAUGCUACAUCCUCGGGCUGUGGUGGUGGAGACCAGUUCCAGUGCUCGUGCCAGCAGCCCUGGACUGACCAUGCCAACCCGGAGCUGGGCUAUGCAUUUGCUGCCAUGACCACCCAAACCGAAUCCGAGAAUGCCUGCGCCUGCUACGUGCUCGACUUCGCCGGUGCCAGGCCGGGCAAGGUCAAGACGCUCUUCUACCAGGUGAUCAACACUGGUGCCGACGUGGGUGGUGGGGGACUCGACAUCCUCGUUCCCGGCAUGGGCAUCGGUCUGAUGACCCAGGGCUGCCCUGCCCAAUUCAAGACCGACAUUUCUGUCUGGGGCAAGCAGUACGGCGGUCUUGACCAUGACGCGGCUGGAUGCCACAAGCUGCCAGCCGACCUGCAGCAUGGCUGCCUGUGGCGCAUGAACGAGUGGGGUGAUUCGGUCAACAUGGCCGGUCAGCCCCGUAGGGUCAAGUGCUCCCAGGCCCACAUCGACCGCACCGGCUGCCAGAGGACCGACGAAAAGAACGUGCCGUCUUUCGAGCAGGCUUUCGCCAGUAUUCGACACGGUGGAGACGCACACGCGGCUCCCGACCGCUACACCCCCAACGCUGCCGUUUGCGGUAUCGGUCACUCGGGCCAUCCCAUGGCUCGACGCAACUACGUCGGCGCCCACAGCAACUCGAUUAGCCGCUCGUCCAGCCACAGCUCGAGCAGCCACCACAUCGUUGUUCAGAAGCAGACUUCUGGUAAGGGCCAUCACCCCGGUAAGGGGCAUCACGCUGGCAAGGGUCACCACCGCGCUGGCGAGCACCACUAA
Moesziomyces antarcticus is the source of this 996-nucleotide messenger RNA. Its product is annotated as beta-1,4-endoglucanase. NCBI's taxonomy places the organism in Eukaryota, Fungi, Basidiomycota, Ustilaginomycetes, Ustilaginales, Ustilaginaceae. The transcript has a single exon. Gene Ontology annotation, biological process: carbohydrate metabolic process. The record is from RefSeq and is a predicted model, not a curated record. Gene Ontology annotation, molecular function: cellulase activity. Bases 1 to 996 code for a protein of 331 amino acids.